Messenger RNA from Juglans regia (Persian walnut), 2728 nucleotides. RefSeq names its product peptidyl-prolyl cis-trans isomerase CYP95. The record is from RefSeq and is a predicted model, not a curated record. The transcript has 14 exons. Lineage: Eukaryota; Viridiplantae; Streptophyta; Magnoliopsida; Fagales; Juglandaceae. Gene Ontology annotation, molecular function: peptidyl-prolyl cis-trans isomerase activity. Gene Ontology annotation, biological process: protein peptidyl-prolyl isomerization. Bases 111 to 2417 code for a protein of 768 amino acids.
CUAGGUUUUACUAUCAGCGAGCGUUCUCUCGCUAAUCUUGUCGUCACGUUUCUGUGGUUCUGCGUCUCUCAGACAAAUGGUUAUGCUGGCCUGAGUUUUGAUACUAAAAAAUGAAGAAAAUGGCAAAGAAGAAGAGCCCAUUGGUUUUUAUGGAUGUGUCCGUUGAUGGGGAUCCUGCUGAAAGAAUGGUUUUUGAGCUUUUCCCUGACGUUGCUCCUAAGACUGCAGAAAAUUUUCGUGCACUUUGUACAGGGGAAAAGGGGAUUGGCCCUAAGAGUGGAAGACCACUGACCUACAAGGGAUCCUUUUUCCAUCACAUUCUAAAGGGUUCCUUUGCACAGGGUGGCGAUUUUGUCAAACGAGAUGGUACAAGUGGAGAAAGUAUAUACGGGGAAGAGUUUCCAGAUGAGUCGCCCACCCUAAAGCAUGAUGGACCCGGUCUUUUGUCAAUGGCAAUUGCUGAUCGAGAUACUUUAGGCUCUCAUUUUAUUAUAACCUUUGAGGCUGAUCAUCAUCUGGACAGGAAGCAUGUUGUCUUCGGGAAACUUGUUUAUGGACAUGAAGUACUGAGGAAAAUUGAAAAUGCGGGUGAUGAAGAUGGGAGGCCAACUGUGACUGUUAAAAUCAUCAACUGCGGUGAAUUUAGUGAGAGCAGGAAAAAAGCCAAUAAAUUUAAAAUAGGAAAAGAUGCGUCUUCUGAUGCAAAUAAUCAUGAAGCACGGCGAAGGGGAAAGCACAAGAAAUCCUCUAGGGAUAGAAGGAAAAGAAGAAGAAGAUACUAUUCAUCCGACACACAGAGUUCCUCAGAUACUGAGUUGGAAUCAUCUGAAUCGGAUAGUGAUUCUGACUUGUAUUUGUCGUCUUCCUCUUACACUAGUUCUUCAAGUGAUGACAGGCGAAAGAAGAGAAAGCGAUCAUCUAAAAGAGACAAACAUAGACGGGGGAAAAGAAGUGACAAACGUCGUGACAAAAGGCGAAGGAAGCGCGAUAAGAGAUCCAAGCGCAGAGCAAGAAGAGCAUCAGAUAGUACCACGGAUACUGAGAGCGGGAGUGAAAGCGAAAGUAGCUCUGAUAGUGAUGGAAUUGAUGUUCCUGGAAAAGAUCAGAAGCGGAAUGACCGUUCUCAGAAGACUGAUGCGGCUACAGACCAGCCUCCUUUGGUUGUCGUGAAAGAAAUUGCUUCCGUCCAUCGUAAAAAGAGGGAGGGAAAAUCCCCCAAAGAGAAUGGAGAGAAGAGAAGCAAUGGCAUUGAAGCAGAUGCUAACUCUGACAGGAGCAGAGAUAGACAACCUGAUGUAGUAGAUGAUCACCCAGGAAAAUCUAGGAGCCGAAGCAUUAGUCCUAAAAGGACCAUGAGUAAGAGUAUGAGUAUUAGUCCCAGGAGUCUGAGCAGAAGCCCAAGCGCUAGUCCAAAACGGAAGAUAAGCAGAAGUCCGAGUCGUAGUCUUAGUAGAAGCCCCUCUCCUGGACGAGCAAGGAGCAUCAGCAGAAGUCCUGUGAGAAGUCCUGCUAGAAGUGUCAGCAGAAGUCCAGCAAGUGGAAGGAAAGAGAGAAGUAUCAGUAGGAGCCCAGUGGUAGCUCGGUCUCAGAGAAGUGUGAGUGAGAGCCCUGCGAGGUCCCCAUUGCCGAGAAGCCAAAGCAGGAGUCCACUGAGAACCUCAUCAAGAAAAGCAAUUAGCAGAAGCCCUAUUAGAGUUUCUAGAAGAAGCAUGAGUGGAAGCCCAGUUAAAUCUCCAAGAAGCACGAGCAGAAGCUCAGGUAGGGCUCCUUCAAGGAGGAUUAGCCGAAGUCCUAUUAGGGCACCAAUCCGAAAUAAUCGUCGCAGUUAUUCCAGGAGCCCUAGUCCUGUACGGAGAGCUAGGUCACCUCCUGACCGAGGAAGGAGUUUAUCAAGAAGUGUUUCCCCAGAUGGAUCUCCCAAGCGUAUCAGAAGGGGGCGUGGCUUUAGUCAGCGGUACUCUUAUGCACGACGGUACAGAACCCCAUCUGCAUCUCCUGUGAGGUCUUAUCGUUAUGGUGGUAGAGGUGACCGCGACAGAUAUUCAAGUUACAGAAGGUAUUCCCCUAGACGGUAUCGAAGCCCACCAAGAGUGAGAAGUCCUCCAAGAUACAGAAGCAGGAGGAGUCGAACACGAUCUGCAUCACGGAGCCCACCCUACCGUAGUCGGCGUUACAGUCGCAGCCGUAGCCCCAUUCGCAGCCGUUCGCCGGUUGAGCCCUAUAGAUCUCGUGUCUCUCCGCGGGCUGAGAGAUCACUUUCUAGGAGCAGGAGCCCAUCCGAAUCGAAGUCCUCCCUGGACUCUCAAUCUCCUAGGCAGGCUAGCAAAGACAGGUCAAGGUCGUCGUCCGGCAGUCUGGAUGGGAAGAAGGGCCUGGUUUCUUAUGGAGAUGGUUCUCCUGACUCGGCCGAAAGAUGAAAUCAUAGAGCAGUGAAGGCAUUGAUUGUUCUUGACGAACUCAUGUUGUCUUUUUAUGGAUUGGAGGCUUGCGUUUUUUAGCUGGACCCUGAACUUCUGUUUUCCGGUGUUGCUAGAUUAUAUAGUUGCUAGUAAAAUAUUCAGCUGUGAUGCUGCUAUUUAGAAUUUUAUCAUUGCUGGAUGUUUGGUAAAUGGAGAAUAAUAUGUAUAACUCGGAUCGUUCGAUGCUCAGGAGGGAAAAGCUUAUCAUUGAAGCCAUUUCAAGGUUAUGGAGGUCCUCAAGACCUUGAAACGUCUUGCUGUUGCAUUCA